Molecule: messenger RNA, 921 nt
Organism: Bufo gargarizans (Asiatic toad)
Lineage: Eukaryota; Metazoa; Chordata; Amphibia; Anura; Bufonidae
Product: olfactory receptor 12D2-like
Exons: 1
Coding region: 1-921 (306 amino acids)
Biological process (GO): G protein-coupled receptor signaling pathway
Cellular component (GO): membrane
Molecular function (GO): G protein-coupled receptor activity; olfactory receptor activity
Source: RefSeq, a predicted model, not a curated record
AUGGACCCUUCAAACAAGACAUCAUUAUCUGACUUCAUACUCACCGGACUCACGGACGUGCCGUGGCUUCAGAAGCUCCUCUUUAUUUUUGUUCUCUUCUUCUACCAGCUCGGUAUUAUGGGCAAUGUCAUCAUCAUCAUUUUGGCCAUUAGAGAUCCAUCCCUUCAUUCCCCAAUGUAUUUCUUCUUGGCUAAUCUUUCCUUUCUGGAUAUCUGCUUUUCUUCUGUGACAGUCCCUAAAAUGAUGGUUGGGUUCUUCUGGAUACAGAAUGUGAUCUCUAUAAAAGCCUGUAUUGUUCAGAUGUAUUUCUUUCACGCUUUGGGUUUUUCAGAAGGAGUCCUACUUUCUGCCAUGGGUUAUGAUCGAUAUGUUGCUAUAUGCCAUCCUCUCCGUUACAGAAUCAUUAUGAGAAAAUCCAUUUGCUUCUACAUUAUUUUUAUAUCAUGGGCUGCCGGUCUCACAACGUCAUUAGUGAACGCGCUGAUGACAUCACGGCUGCCAUUUUGUAAUGCUAACAGGGUUCGUCACUUCUGCUGUGACGUAAAGCCAGUAAUAAAGUUAGCUUGUAAAGAUAUCCGUGUCAAUCAAAUGACUGUUACAUACUUCAGUGGAUUCAUUUGCACGGGCACCUUUAUUCUGACCGUACUAUCCUAUUUCUACAUCAUCAGUCACCUUGUCACUCGUCACAGAUCCAAAGCUUUCUCAACCUGUUCUGCACACUUGACUGUUGUCCUGCUGUUCUAUGGGACAGCCAUGUGUACUUAUCUUGGGCCUGACUCUGAAGCUUCUAUCGAAAGUGACAGGAUUGCAGCUAUUUUGUUUGCUUUAAUCACCCCAUCUUUAAAUCCUGUUAUUUAUACCUUGAGGAACAAAGACGUUCAAAAAUCACUGAGAAACAUGUUUUCAAGCUCAAAAUAUUAA